Cotesia glomerata is the source of this 619-nucleotide messenger RNA. RefSeq lists its product as uncharacterized. The transcript is spliced from 3 exons. Lineage: Eukaryota; Metazoa; Arthropoda; Insecta; Hymenoptera; Braconidae. Bases 80 to 619 code for a protein of 179 amino acids. The record is from RefSeq and is a predicted model, not a curated record.
CGAACAAUUAUUUGACAUCGCUGGGAAGAAUAGUUUAAAAGGUUUCGAUAGAAAUAAUAAUAUUGAUUUUCAACUUCCAAUGUCUUCAAAUCUGCAAGAAAAUAAUAAUAAUAUCUCAGACGAAAAACACGAAGAAAUAAUGGAAAUAGAGGCGAUAGAAGACACCUCUCGUGAUUAUAACAGUAAUGAUGAUUGUGAUGCUACAACAUCUAGUCAGGAGUUGCAAUCAAAGUCAGAUUCAUUUAUGAGUCAAAAUUCAAAUGUGUCUAACUUUGAAACAGAUUUUUUAACAGCAAAACGGACACCAAAAAUUAAUAUUAUGACGCCAGAAUUAGCUGCUGCACUGGAUCGUGGUAAUGUAAGUAGCCGAAGCGCCACAUAUGUUUUGGCAGCUACUUUAAAAUGUGUGGGAUUCGAUACUCGGAAUGUAAAUUUGAGUUAUAAAACUAUUCAACGACAGCGUAUAAUUCAUCGGAAAGAAAUUGCUAAAGGCUUAAAAGAAGACUUAAAAUUCAAUGACAAUUAUGUGGUCCAUUGGGAUGGUAAACUGCUAAGUGAUAUUGUUGGGACAGAAACAGUAGAUAGGCUUCCGGUGAUUUUAACAUCGAUCUGGGAUUGA